Notothenia coriiceps (black rockcod) is the source of this 1635-nucleotide messenger RNA. RefSeq names its product SWI/SNF-related matrix-associated actin-dependent regulator of chromatin subfamily B member 1-like. The coding region runs from base 101 to 1042 and encodes 313 amino acids. Lineage: Eukaryota; Metazoa; Chordata; Actinopteri; Perciformes; Nototheniidae. The record is from RefSeq and is a predicted model, not a curated record. The transcript has 8 exons.
CUACUGUUGACUGUUGAUAAACUAGUGCAACGUCACUUCUCAGCGACAGACCGUUCUCGCACAUGCGCAUUAGCAUUGAGCUUUGUUAUUUCAUUUCACUAUGGCGCUUAGCAAAACGUUUGGACAAAAACCUGUUAAAUUUCAGCUCGAGGAGGAUGGAGACUUUUAUAUGAUCGGAUCGGAGGUGGGAAACUACCUCCGCAUGUUCAGAGGCUCCCUGUAUAAAAGAUAUCCGUCAUUAUGGAGAAAACUGGCAUCGGUAGAAGAGAGGAAGAAGAUAGUGGAGUCGUCACACGAUCACGGCUACACUCAGCUGGCCACCAGUGUGACCCUGCUGAAGGCUUCCGAGGUGGAGGAGAUCCUGGAAGGAAACGAUGAGAAGUACAAAGCUAUCUCCAUCAGCACGGAGCCCCCCGCCUACCUCAGGGAGCAGAAGGGCAAGAGGAACAGUCAGUGGGUCCCCACGCUGCCCAACAGCUCCCACCACCUGGACGCAGUGCCCUGCUCCACCACCAUCAACCGCAGCCGGAGUGGCCGCGACAAGAAGAGGACCUUCCCCCUAUGGUGGAUGCUGUCUGUGGGAUACGACUCGAUCUGCUGUCGGAUGGCGGAGGCGAUGGCGGGGACGAAGGCCAGCGGGUUGAGGUCCAGGUCGUCGCAGAGGAUCUCAGCAAACAUCUCGGGCGUCAUCAGCUUUUCUGGGAAUGUCAAAAAGGCGGAUGGGAACCAGGACUUCAGACUGAGUGGCGUUCUCGUGGAUCACUGCUGGAUCGUGGUCGUCAAAGCUGGCUGCAGCAGAGGGAACACAUCCACUGAGUCCGCAGUGAAGUACAUCCAUAGUGACCAUUGUUUUUGGUUGGUGUUUUGCAGUGAGAACCCCCUCCCCACAGUGGAGAUAGCCAUCAGAAACACAGGCGAUGCCGACCAGUGGUGCCCCCUGCUGGAGACCCUGACAGACGCAGAGAUGGAGAAGAAGAUCAGAGAUCAGGACAGAAACACCAGGCGAAUGAGGCGACUGGCGAACAUGGCGCCUGCGUGGUAGGGCGACGGCGCCCCCUGCAGGAGCUCGUCUUCACUGAGGUUUGGUUCUGUCACGGAACAAACAUCAGCACCAGAGACGUCCCUCCAUCACGCGCUGGAUGUCUUUUCUGCUCUACCGGAUUCUCAGUCAGACAUUCACAUUUUUUAUUUUCAUUAUUGAUGUUAUUACUUUGUUCUUUUUGGCAAAGCCCCCGGUAGAAAACCCCGUCGUGUUCCCCUCAGACCCCCGGUGUGGAGAGGCUGCUCUCUCACUUUGACCACUGACUCUCUUUACCUGACCAGAGGGAGAAAAAAAACCACAGCCAGUCUCAGAUAAUAUAUUGUUAUGUUGUAUUUGUUGUCUUUUUGUACAUUUUAAUAAUUCUUACAAAAAUAAAUAAAAAAGUGUAAGAGCUUGAUUUGACGUCUUGUUAUAUUGUGCAUCAGUUUAAAGAAGCCCUUUAUGCUUUUGGGGUCCUUUCCUACAGUGUGUUAUAUAGGUUUUUGCAGUGGCGAACCGUGUCUUAUCACUACUGUAUGUGAUAGACACUGUCAAACUGUCGGUCUAAACGUACGCUCUCAUUCAGUGCAACGGCCAGGGCUCUGAGCCAAGGC